GCAGGUCCGCUGGGCUGCUGCUCCUCCUGGAUAAAUAGCUGGAGCUGGAGAGCUGUGCUAUUUUAAGCGGCUGUCAGGCUGCCGGGGUAAUUCCUGUCACUCUGUGAGGCAGGGCUCCUUCUCAGGCACAGCCGCUCCAUUACUCCAACACGAUCAACACCGAGACCUGCUCACCUGAAACCGGCCCAGCUCCAGAAACAGACCUCAAACUUUAGACUUUAGAGGAGAAAUUUCCCACCAAACUAAACAGAGUUUUAUCUGAGGAGUGUGGAGUUCAGGAAGAACAGCGAGUAGUGAAUCCAGUCCAGAGGGAAUAAGAAACAUAAACAUGGGGGACGAGCCAGUGAGCACGGAGCUCUCCGAGCCGAUGGAGGAGGACGCUCAGACCAGCGGAGCGGAUAAGAUCGACAUGUCGUUAGACGAGAUCAUCAAGUUGAAUAAAAAAGAGCAGCAAGAGAAAAGAGCCGCGAUCAGGGCAAGAAACAAACGAGCGGCAAACAAGAAUAACGUCCUGAAGAAGCUGAACCAGACUCCACAGGCGCGGCGAGGCCUCAGACGAGGAGCUCUGCAGUACCAGGGGUCCUUCAGGUCACGUGGGCUGAACCGAGCCAGAGGUGUGGGCAGGAGAGGGUCACUGAGGGGGAGUGGCCAGAGUCCUCUAAACAGAGCCUCUGCAAGCACAGCGAGAGAAGAGCUGCUGGAUCAGAGCACGGUUCCACAGCAAGGCACAUUCCGAGGGCGAGGAAGAGGAAGGGGAAGGGGAAGAGGAAGAGGAGGACUGAACAGGAGUGCAUUUUCAGCAAGCACUCAGAGAACUCCUCAGAGAGGUGGCAGACCGUUCACAUUAGACAGAGGGUUCACAGCCACAAGAGGCACUGGCAAAGUGGAAAGAUAUCAUAAGAACAUAAGAAGUCCAUCAACUUCAGCAUCUUCUCCAGGAUCCACACUGACUGUAUCACUGCCCAAUGCACAUUCUGCAACUGAAACUCAGGUGAGGCCUAGGCGGGGUGGUGUACUACUACGAGGCAGGUCAUCUGAAGCAGCAGGAGGCUCUUUGCCCAAAGGCAUCCAACUACACUUCAAUUACAAAGCCACAACCAACCAGACUGGACUAUCCCUGAAUGACCGAUUCACAAGCCUGAGGUUUAGUGGGCGAGGUCCAAGAGCUGAGAGAGGAAGUGGGCGUGGUCGAGGGCGGGGCAGAGGAACAGGAGAAAUUAGAGGCAGAGGAAGAGGAGAAAUUAGAGGCAGAGGAGACAUUAGAGGUAGAGGAAGAGGAGGAGGAAGAGGCAUGAUGAGGGGCGGGAUGACCAUGACAAGAGGAGGAAGAGGCAGAGGAAGAGGAGGAAGAAUGGUUGGAAGAGGAACUCGUGGAGCCCGUGGAGCGAGAAGGGCAGGACGAAUGGUCAUUCUUCAAUGAUUCUCACAACAAAGAUUUUUCCAAUGCAAGGCCAUGUGUAGGCUAUAGAAUAGGCAGUUUGUUCUAUUUCUGUACCGUCCUUUUGAACCUUUUUAUUUAAGAUUGUUCUGAAAAAACUGUUUUAAAAUAACCACCAAAUUCGUGAAUCCAGAGUGACCAUAUACAUGUGCUGGAAAAUCUGAUAACUGAGCUAGAAUCCAGCUCUCUUUAUUUGAUUCUGUAUUUUAUUAAGGCCUAAAAAUCAGUAUGCUGUUUACAUGACCACUUGAAUAAUCAGAUAGAGUUUGAAAUCUAAGUAUGAUUGGUUAAUUGAGUGCAUGUAAACAAGCUCAGUGACUGGAGUGAGGUGUAACAAACUCAUUUGUGUUUUUAGCCUUAAUUUUUAGCCAUGGAAACAGUUUUUUUAAGCUAUUUAUACUUAGAAAUUAAUCAAUGUUUUAAAAAUUAGAAUGUUUUAAAUACACAUCAAAAUACAAUGAAGUGCCUCUGAAUAUAUUGUAAAUAUGUUUGUAUUUGUUUACAUGGUUUACAUUUGGACAAAACCAAUAAGAAAAAGUGUUUUUAAAACCUUAGAAAAACUGUACAUUUGCUAAAUUGUGUGGCAUAAAGCCAGACCAACAAGCCAUAUUAAAUUAAUUCUUUCGAAACUA
Messenger RNA from Astyanax mexicanus (Mexican tetra), 2070 nucleotides. Its product is annotated as UAP56-interacting factor. NCBI's taxonomy places the organism in Eukaryota, Metazoa, Chordata, Actinopteri, Characiformes, Acestrorhamphidae. The record is from RefSeq and is a predicted model, not a curated record. The transcript has 9 exons. Gene Ontology annotation, biological process: mRNA export from nucleus. Gene Ontology annotation, molecular function: mRNA binding. The coding region runs from base 329 to 1420 and encodes 363 amino acids.